This is a messenger RNA of Phascolarctos cinereus (koala), 1482 nucleotides long. NCBI's taxonomy places the organism in Eukaryota, Metazoa, Chordata, Mammalia, Diprotodontia, Phascolarctidae. The record is from RefSeq and is a predicted model, not a curated record.
GAACUUCCAGUUGGAGGAGGUGGCUGCGCCUGCGCAGGCGUCUGCACCUGAGCGGAGGGGCGGGGCGGAAGAGGCGUGGCUUCGGCGUCUAUGACAGCCGUCCCGUGAAGGUCACAAAUCAAGUUGACCAAAACUUCAGUAUAUUCUUCAAUUCAAAACGAAAUGAAAAUAUCCAUGUUGCUACUAUUUCCUCACCGUCAUUUUCUUAGGAGCCUUUCAACAACACCUUUCCAAAACUACCAAUUCGUCUUUCACUAUAUUCAUUUUGGAUCUGGAUUCCCAUGUACUCGACUUCUUAAUUCUGUUGGAUUGUUUCACGCAAAGUGGAUACUACCAUCAUGUGGUUUCAAGAGAAAACUAGGCGUACAGACAACCAUAAAGCUACACACAGAGGGACUUUCUGACAAAGAAGGAAGAUUUGUGAAUAAACUUUACACUGGUUUAAUUCAAGGGCAAAGGGCCUCCCUAGCAGAAUGUAUUACUCUUAUAGAAUCAACUCAUAGCAGGAAAAAAGAGUUAGCCCAGGUCCUUCUUCAGAGGGUAUUAAACUACCACAGAGAACAAGAGCAAUUAAAUCAAGGAAAGCCACUGGCAUUUAGAGUGGGAUUGUCUGGUCCUCCAGGUGCUGGGAAAUCAACAUUUAUAGAAUGUUUGGGGAAGAUGCUUACUGAGAAUGGACACAAAGUAUCUGUAUUGGCUGUGGACCCUUCCUCCUCUACAAGUGGUGGUUCACUUUUGGGUGAUAAAACACGGAUGAUUGAGUUGUCAAAAGACAUGAAUGCAUACAUCAGACCAUCUCCUACUAGAGGAACUUUAGGAGGUGUGACAAGGACUACAAAUGAAGCUAUCCUUCUCUGUGAAGGAGGAGGAUAUGAUAUCAUUCUUAUUGAAACUGUAGGUGUGGGGCAGUCAGAAUUUGCUGUUGCAGACAUGGUUGAUAUGUUUGUUUUAUUACUACCACCAGCAGGAGGAGAUGAAUUGCAGGGCAUCAAACGUGGUAUAAUUGAAAUGGCUGAUCUGGUAGCUAUAACUAAAGCUGAUGGGGACUUGGUUGUGCCAGCUCGAAGGAUACAAGCAGAGUAUAACAGUGCAUUAAAAUUACUCCGUAAGCGCUCAAAAGUCUGGAAACCAAAGGUAGUACGCAUUUCUGCAAAAACUGGAGAAGGCAUUACUGACAUGUGGGACAGAAUGAAAGAAUUCCAGGACCUCAUGCUCACCAGUCACGAGCUCAUUGCCAGGAGACGAAAGCAGCAGAAAGUCUGGAUGUGGAGCCUGAUCCAGGAAAGUGUGUUAGAACGUUUCCGAAAUUGUUCAGCAGUAAAGGACCAAAUUCCUUUUCUGGAGGAAAAGGUUGCCAGUGGGGAUCUUUCUCCAGGACUAGCAGCAGAUAUAUUGUUGAAAGCUUUUAAAAUCUGAGACUAAUUUAUGUGAUCCUUAAAUAUGUUAAAAUAUUUUAAUAUUAAAAUUCUCUCAUGAUAUUUA